AUGCGCGGUACUGAGGGUGUCAACGUCGCCGCUGCCGAGGCCGAUUUUAUCGAGUUGCAGCGUCAACUCACCAAAGCUUCGCGUGUCGAGCGGCACGAUGCGCUCGAGGCUUCCUUCGGGCGCGACAAAACCGUCGAUCUUGAGAGCCAUGUUUCGGAGGUUGAUUCGACGGCAGAGUUCAACUUGGAGCAGGUGAUCCGUGGACAGCAGGACUCCGCCGAUGAGGCCGGUAUCAAGAGGAAGCACAUUGGUGUCAUCUGGGAGAACUUGUCGGUUCGUGGAGUGGGUGGUACCAGACACUUUGUCAAGACUUUCCCUUCUGCCUUCACUGGCCUCGUCACCACGAUCCCCAUGUACCUCGCUUCUUUCCUCCCCUCUCAGCGUCCUCGCGAAGUCGAGAUCCUUCACAACUUCCACGGUGUCCUUAAGCCUGGAGAGAUGGUCCUCGUUCUUGGUCGUCCGGGAUCUGGAUGUACUACCUUCCUCAAGAUCAUCACCAACCAGCGCAUUGGCUACACCGGAAUCGAGGGUGAUGUCGCCUACGCCGGUUUGACCGCUGAGGAGUUCGCCGAGCACUACCGCGGAGAAGCCGUCUACAACAUGGAAGACGACAUCCACCACCCGACCCUCUCCGUCUCGCAGACGCUCAAUUUCGCUCUCGAGACUAAGCUCCCCAACAAGCGCGUUGCCAACCAGCCGAAGGAGUCCUUCAAAGAGUCCGUCACUUCCCUCUUGCUCAAGAUGUUCAACAUUGAGCACACUCGUGACACCAUGGUCGGAAACGCCUUCGUGCGUGGUGUCUCCGGAGGAGAGCGUAAGCGUGUCUCCAUUGCCGAGAUGAUGGUCACCAACGCUUCCGUCCUUGCUUGGGACAACACUACGCGUGGUCUCGAUGCUUCUACCGCUCUUGACUACGCAAAGUCUUUGAGGAUUCUCACCGACAUCAAGCAGACCUCCACCUUCGUCUCCCUCUACCAGGCAUCCGCUGCUAUCGCCGACCAGUUUGACAAGGUCAUGGUCCUGGAUGCUGGUAGGACUGUCUACUAUGGUCCCGUUUCCGAGGCCAGAGCCUACAUGGAGAACUUGGGUUUCAAGCCUAAACCCCGUAUGACCCUUCCUGACUACCUCACCGGUUGUACCGACGAGUACGAGCGCGAGAUCCAGGAGGGUUACGAGAACGUCUGCCCCCAGACCAGCGAGGGCUUGGAGCAGGCUUGGUUGAAUUCUUCUCAGUUCGCUCGCCUGCAGAAGGAGAUGGCUGACUACAAGGCCGAAAUUGCCCGUGACUCUAAGCCUGUGGAGCAGUUUCGCAUGGCCGUUAGGGAAGACAAGUGGAGCGGAACCUCAAAGAAGUCUGUCUACACCGUUCCCUUCUGGACUCAGGUCUGGGCUCUUACUAAGCGUCAAAUGAUUCUCAAGUGGCAGGAUAAGUUCUCCCUUGUUGUCUCUACUAUCUCCGUUCUCUUAGUUGCUAUCAUGAUUGGUACUGUUUUCUUGGAUUUGCCCAAAACUUCUGCUGGUGCUUUCACUCGUGGUGGUGUUCUCUUCAUGGCUCUUCUUUUCAAUGCUCUGCAGGCGUUCACUGAACUUCCGGCUACUGUCCUCGGUCGUCCUAUUGUCAACAAGCACAAGGCGUAUGCGUUCCACAGACCUUCAACGUUAUGGCUGGGGCAGAUUAUUGUCGAUCUGCCGUUCUCUGCGUUCAAGAUCUUCUUGUUCUCUAUUAUCGUCUACUUCAUGGCUGACCUUGCUCGUGAUGCAGGAGCGUUCUUCACGUUCUUCCUCAUUAUUUUCACGACGAACAUCUUGAUGGGUGUCUUGUUCCGUGUCAUCGGUGUCAUGUCCGCGAACUUCGACUUCUCUCUGAAGUUUGCGGCUUUGAUUAUCACCAUGUUCGUUCUUGACUGUGGUUACCUCUUGUCCAAGCCCGACAUGCGUCCAUGGAUGAGUUGGUUCUACUGGAUUAACCCGAUCGCAUACGGUUUCGAAGCCCUUGUUGCCAACGAGUUCGGAAGGGUCAACUUCACCUGUACCGAUGCCAACUUGGUCCCUAGUGGAAGGAUGUACACGAACAUCGCCAACCAGGUUUGUACCCUCGCUGGAGCUGUGACUGGUACCAACCUCGUCAUCGGAUCCGAGUACAUCAAGUUGACUUACAACUACGUUGUCUCUCACCUUUGGCGCAACUUCGGUAUCCUUGUUGGUUUCACUGCUUUCUUCCUUUUCUGUAACGCAUGGUUCGGUGAGAUCUUCACCUUCGGUGCUGGAGGAAAGACCGUUACCCUCUACCAGAAGGAGAACGCGGAGAGAAAGAAGCUCAAUCAGGAUCUCGAGGCAAAGCGUACUGCUCGUCGUGCGGGUAAAGAGGACGACAGCCAGCUUGAGAUCAAGUCGAAGCAGGUCCUGACAUGGGAGGCACUCAACUACGAUGUUCCCGUUCCUGGUGGUGAGAAGAGGUUGUUGGACGAUAUCUACGGAUACGUCGAGCCCGGAAAGCUUACCGCUCUCAUGGGUUCUUCCGGUGCUGGUAAGACUACCUUGUUGGAUGUCCUUGCCAAUCGCAAGAACAUUGGUGUGAUCACUGGUGAUGUCCUCAUCGAUGCCAAGCCGCGUGGUAUUGACUUCCAGCGUGGUACUGCUUACUGUGAGCAGCUCGAUGUUCACGAGUCUACCCAGACCGUCCGUGAAGCUCUCCGCUUCUCUGCUUACUUGCGUCAGCCUUUUGAGGUCCCUAUCGCCGAGAAGGACGCUUACGUCGAGGAAGUCAUUGCGUUGUUGGAAAUGGAGAACAUCGCUGAUGCCAUCAUCGGUACCCCCGAGACUGGUUUGUCUGUCGAAGAACGCAAGCGUGUCACCAUCGGUGUCGAGCUUGCUGCCAAGCCCAAGCUCUUGCUGUUCCUUGACGAGCCCACCUCCGGUCUCGACUCCCAGUCUGCUUUCAACAUUGUCCGUUUCUUGAAGAAGCUCGCUGCUGCCGGACAGGCCAUUCUCUGUACCAUCCACCAGCCCAACGCUGCCCUCUUCGAGAACUUUGACCGUCUCCUCUUGCUUCAGCGUGGUGGUCGUGUCGUGUACUUUGGUGAGAUCGGAUCUGAUGCUCAUGUUAUGCUGGACUACUUCCGUCGUAACGGGGCCGAUUGUCCGCCUGACGCGAACCCUGCUGAGUACAUGUUGGACGCUGUCGGUGCUGGUUCUGCACCUCGUAUCGGACCCAAGGACUGGUCUGAUAUCUGGCAAGACUCCCCUGAGCUUGCGCAGAUUAAGGCAGAUGUUCUCCGUCUCAAGGACGAGCGCUCCAGAGCUGGUGAUGCCGGAGAGGCUGAUACCGCUGAGUUCGCCACUCCCCUCGCGUACCAGCUCAAGCUUGUCAUCAAGCGUACGUCCCUGACUUUUUGGCGUUCUCCAGACUACGGUUUCACUCGUCUCUUCAACCACGUUUUGGUCGCAUUCUUGACCGGUGUCGCCUACUGGCAAGUCAACAAUUCCGUCUCCGCCAUGCAACAGCGCGUGUUUGCGAUCUUCCAAGCUACCGUCUUGCCUGCUCUCAUCUUGUCCCAGGUCGAGCCUCGUUACGAUAUCUCUCGUAUGAUUUUCAACCGUGAGUCGAGUUCGAAGAUGUACUCCCAGUUCGCGUUUGCCUCGUCCAUGGUCAUUGCAGAGAUUCCGUACAGUAUUAUCUGUGCUGUUGCUUACUUCAUUGCGUUCUACUACCCUGCUGGAUUCAACUACAACAGCGACCGUGCCGGAUACCAGUUCUUCAUGAUUCUCAUUGAUGAGUUCUUCUCCGUUACGCUUGGACAGGCUAUCGCUGCUGUCACCCCGAACGCCUUCAUCGCGGCUUUGUUGAAUCCUCUUUUGCUGGUCAUCUUUGCUACGUUCUGUGGUGUUACAAUUCCUCAGCCUAACCUGCCUCACUUCUACAAGGAGUUUGUUUACAACAUCGACCCCUUCACCCGCUUGAUUGGUGGUAUGUUGGUGACUGAGCUCCACGACCUCCCCGUCCGCUGCAGCGACGUCGAACUCGCCCGUUUCCUCGCUCCCGCCGGUCAGACCUGUCUGGAGUACGCCAACACCUUCAUGGAGUCCGCGUCUGGUUACCUCGUCAAUCCCAGUGCUACCUCUCCCUCGUACUGUGAGUACUGUCCUUACAGCGUGGGAGACGACUACUUGGCCACGCUCAACUUGGAUUACAGCCACAGGUGGAGGGACCUUGGUAUUUUCAUUUGUUUCAUUGUUUCGAACCUUGCGAUUUUGUUCUGGGGAUCGCGUUACCUUAACUUUGCUCGUCGUUAA
Molecule: messenger RNA, 4293 nt
Organism: Saitoella complicata NRRL Y-17804
Lineage: Eukaryota; Fungi; Ascomycota; Saitoellomycetes; Saitoellales; Saitoellaceae
Exons: 1
Coding region: 1-4293 (1430 amino acids)
Biological process (GO): transmembrane transport
Cellular component (GO): membrane
Molecular function (GO): ATP binding; ATP hydrolysis activity; ABC-type transporter activity
Source: RefSeq, a predicted model, not a curated record